UUAACGCAUUUGGUUGGGGGGCAUGAGUGAGAACUUCCGCACAACAUCCGCCCUGUUCCUGCUGUGUUCCCAGCUCUCUGCUUAUCCCCUGCCUGCCACUUCUCUCCUUCCGGCGCUGAGACAAAAGCCAUCCCCCAUUCUCUCUCUCUCUCUCUCUCUCUCUCUCUCUCUCUCUCUGUGUGUGUGUGUGUGUCUCCCCGCUAUAGGAUGCUUGUCCUUUCCAUGGCGGUGCCGAAUCACUCUAUACUUCUCUCCUCUUGCUCCUCCGCCUACCGCCUUAAUCCCCUCCUCCUCUCCCGCGGCUCUCUCCGCCUUCGCCGCCACCGCUGCAUCGCCUUCUUCUCCGCAGCCGCGUCUGCCUGUCAAGUGUUCACGUCCCCAGCCACCUCCAAGUCCUUCGACUUUGCUUCCGAGGAGCGCAUUUAUAGAUGGUGGGAAUCCCAGGGGUAUUUCAAGCCAAACUUUGACCGGGGAGGAGACCCUUUUGUCAUUCCGAUGCCACCCCCGAAUGUUACUGGAUCACUUCACAUGGGACAUGCCAUGUUUGUGACUCUUGAGGACAUAAUGGCUAGAUACUUCCGUAUGAAGGGAAGGCCUACGCUAUGGAUUCCUGGCACUGAUCAUGCUGGUAUUGCUACUCAGUUGGUUGUGGAAAGAAUGCUUGCAUCCAAAGGCAUAAAAAGGACUGAACUUGACAGGGAUGAGUUCAUUGAUAAAGUUUGGGAGUGGAAGGAAAAGUAUGGUGGAACUAUCACAAAUCAAAUAAAGAGAUUAGGUGCAUCUUGUGAUUGGAGUAGGGAACAUUUCACCCUUGAUGAGCAGCUUAGUCGAGCAGUUGUUGAAGCAUUUGUCCGUCUUCAUGAGAAAGGAUUAAUAUAUCAAGGGUCAUACAUGGUCAAUUGGUCUCCCAACCUUCAGACUGCCGUCUCUGAUUUGGAAGUUGAGUACUCUGAAGAGCCUGGUUUAUUGUAUUUCAUCAAGUAUCGUAUAGCUGGAGGUUCGAGGAGUGACUGGUUGACGAUAGCAACCACUCGUCCUGAGACAUUGUUUGGUGAUGUAGCCGUUGCUGUGCAUCCUGAGGAUGAACGCUACUCUAAGUACAUAGGAAGACAGGUUAUUGUCCCUAUGACAUAUGGCAGGCAUGUUCCUAUAAUCGCUGAUCGAUAUGUAGAUAAAGAAUUUGGAACUGGCGUUUUGAAGAUCAGCCCUGGGCAUGAUCACAAUGAUUACCAUCUUGCUAGAAAGCUUGGUCUGCCAAUACUCAAUGUUAUGAACAAAGAUGGAACACUAAAUGAAGUCGCUGGCUUGUUCUCUGGACUAGACCGAUUUGAGGCUCGAAAGAAGUUAUGGUCUGAGCUUGAAGAGACAGACCUGGCAGUCAAGAAGGAAUCUCAUACUCUACGAGUUCCCAGAUCACAGCGUGGUGGUGAAGUUAUAGAACCUCUAAUAAGCAAGCAGUGGUUUGUCACCAUGGAACCAUUAGCUGAGAAGGCUCUUCAAGUUGUUGAGGAGGGAAAGCUAACCAUUCUUCCCGAGAGAUUUGAAAAGACAUAUAAGCAUUGGCUGAUAAACAUAAAGGACUGGUGUAUAAGUAGACAGUUAUGGUGGGGACACAGAAUACCUGUUUGGUAUGUUGUGGGCAAAGAUGGUGAUGAAGAGUAUAUAGUAGCUCGAAAUUCUGACGAAGCACAUGCAAAAGCUCGUGAAAAGUAUGGGAAAUCUGUUGAAAUUUAUCAAGAUCCUGAUGUUCUCGACACAUGGUUUUCGAGCGGCUUAUGGCCUUUUAGUACACUUGGUUGGCCAGAUGUAUCCUCCGAAGAUUUCAAGCAGUUUUAUCCAACAACUAUCCUUGAGACUGGACAUGACAUUUUAUUCUUUUGGGUAGCUCGGAUGGUAAUGAUGGGGAUUGAGUUCACGGGUACCACCCCCUUUUCCUUUGUGUAUUUGCAUGGACUUAUCCAGAUUCUCAAGUAAGGACGAAAAAUGUCAAAAUCAUUGGGAAAUGUGAUAGAUCCUAUUGAUACUAUUAAGGAAUAUGGCACAGAUGCUUUACGAUUCACUCUUUCUUUGGGGACAGCUGGCCAGGACCUUAAUCUGUCCACUGAGAGAUUGACCUCUAACAAGGCUUUCACUAACAAGCUGUGGAAUGCUGGCAAGUUUGUAUUACAGAAUCUGCCUAGUGAAUCAGAUAGGUCUGCAUGGGACAGUUUAUUGGCAUACAAGUUUGAUGCAGAAGAUUCUCUUCUGAACCUACCAUUACCAGAAUGCUGGGUGGUAUCUAAACUUCAUGAGCUCAUUGACUCUGUAACCACAAGCUAUGACAAGUUUUUCUUUGGGGAUGCUGGCAGAGAGAUCUACAGUUUUUUCUGGGGUGAUUUUGCUGAUUGGUAUAUAGAAGCUAGCAAAACACGGCUUUACCACUCAGAGAAUGAAUCUGCUGCUGUUAUAUCAAAAAUUGUUCUUCUAUAUGUGUUUGAGAAUAUAUUGAAGUUGUUACAUCCUUUCAUGCCAUUCGUUACUGAGGAAUUAUGGCAGGCUCUCCCAUAUCGAAGGGAGGCUCUUAUGGUUUCUCCUUGGCCUAGGACAUCUCUUGCGAGGGAUGCUAAGUCCAUUAAAAGAUUUGAAAAUUUGCAGGCUUUGACUAGAUCAAUCCGAAAUGCACGAGCAGAGUAUUCAGUAGAACCAGCAAAACGUAUUUCUGCAUCUAUUGUUGCAGCAACUGAUGUCCUUGGAUACAUUUCUGAAGAGAAACAGGUUUUGGCUUUGUUGUCAAGACUCGACCUACAAAAUGUUCAUUUCAGAGAAUCUCCUCCAGAUUAUGGGGAGCAAUCUGUUCACCUUGUGGCUGGAGAAGGUCUGGAGGCAUAUCUUCCUCUUGCAGAUAUGGUGGAUAUAUCAGCAGAAGUUCAACGACUCUCAAAACGCCUUUCUAAAAUGCAGUCAGAAUACGACACACUCAUUGCUCGCCUCAGUGCUCCUAGUUUUGUAGAGAAGGCACCUGACGAAGUUGUUCGCGGAGUUCGUGAAAAAGCCAAUGAAGCUGAGGAGAAGAUUGCUCUCACUAGAAACCGUCUUGCUCUUCUCCAAUCAACAGCAACAGCUGCCACAUCACCCUGAC
Molecule: messenger RNA, 3118 nt
Organism: Dioscorea cayenensis subsp. rotundata (Guinea yam)
Lineage: Eukaryota; Viridiplantae; Streptophyta; Magnoliopsida; Dioscoreales; Dioscoreaceae
Product: valine--tRNA ligase, chloroplastic/mitochondrial 2
Exons: 27
Biological process (GO): valyl-tRNA aminoacylation
Cellular component (GO): cytoplasm; cytosol
Molecular function (GO): ATP binding; valine-tRNA ligase activity; aminoacyl-tRNA deacylase activity
Source: RefSeq, a predicted model, not a curated record